AUGGGUACACCUACAACACCACGACAGGAAAGGAAUAGACCGGCAGCUACCCCGGAUUUUAGUAUGGACUAGCUGUGACGAAUCGUGCGCAAAGGCGAUAUCCGCGGAGCAAAUGAGGUCGAUCACACGAAUAGGUACGUUUGGCCUCUGCGGAGUGCUCCCUCGUAUGCUUUGCCGGCUGUCGCAAGCCCGCCUGCAGCGGCUGGACCCUUCCGUGUUGAUAUAUGGAGGAACGUCACUCACCUCAGUAUGCCUUCCGUCGACCUUCCCUAAUCGAUCACGAUGGAGUCCAUGCCAGAUACACCGCACCUAUUAGCUCUCCUGACACCCUUCAACCUCAUCCUCGCCGCCAUCUCCCUCCCCAUCAUAUCAUUGACCUACCAAAUAAUAUACUACCGCUUCUUCCAUCCCCUCCGGCACUUCCCCGGCCCCUUCUGGGCCUCCGUAACGCGCCUCUGGAUCGCAUACCACAACAUACUCGGCGAUGAAUGCGAAACCGAGCUCGCGCUGCACAAGAAAUAUGGCCCGGUUCUGCGCAUCACGCCCACGCUGCUGCUCGUCUCGGACGCGACCAAACUUCCCGAGGUGUACAACCGCCAGGCAAAUAAGUCGAACCACUACAUCACUGGCAGCUUCGGCGAGCAGGAGAGCCUGUUUAACAUGAGAGAGCACAAGGUGCAUGCUCAUUUCCGCAAGAUCGCGGCAGGGCCGUAUGCGUUUAGCAAUAUCAAGAAGAUGGAGCCGCUGGUUGAUCUAAGGAUUGGGCAGUGGCUUGAGAGACUAUCUGGCCUUUUUUCGGAGAAGAACCAGGAAUUCGACUUCGCCCCCUGGGCCGUCUUCAUGGCCUACGACAUCAUCAGCGAAAUCGGGUUCGGCGCGCCCUUCGGCUUCAUCGAAAGCGGGACCGACGUCGGCGGCCUGAUUCAAGGCUUCCACGACGGACUCCUCCCCUUCGGCCUCAUGGCGCGGCUCUGGCCGUUCACGAACUUCAUCAAGAAGACGCCGCUCGGCAAACACCUCGUCGCGAAGCCAGAGGACAACUCCGGCAUUGGCAUGCUCAUGCGCUUUCGGGACAAGCUGCUCAUGCAGCGCUUGAAAGAUGUGGAGGAGGGUAAGAUCGAGAGGGUAGAUCUGCUGCAGACAUUUAUUGAUGCGCGGGAUGACGAGGGGAAGCCGCUGGAGAUUGAUUACAUCAAGGCGGAGAUCUUGCUGGUGCUGUUGGCGGGCGCGGAUACCACGGGUACGGCGUUCCAGGCGAUGAUGGCGUAUAUCAUGGGCAAUGAGGGCGUGUACGAGAAGAUGAUGAAAGAGAUCGAUGAGUGUACUGAAAAGGGCCUAUUAAGCAAGAUGCCGCAGUACGACGAGGUUUUGGAGCAUUGUCCAUAUUAUGUGGCUUGCGUAAAGGAGAGUAUGCGACUCUGUCCCUCGGCACCGAAUAUCUUUCCCCGCGUCGCCGGCCCAUCUGGACUCCGACUUAAUGGCCAGUUUGUUCCACCUAAUACUGAGAUCACUUGCAAUCCUUGGCUUGUCCAUCGCGACAGCAACGUCUACGGGCCUGAUUCCUGCGAGUUCCGCCCGGAACGGUGGCUGGGUGAUGAAGAAGACGUGAAGCUGUACAACAAGUACAACAUGGCUUUCGGUUACGGAGCGCGCGUGUGUCUUGGGAAAGAUAUUGCGCUAAUGGAGUUGUACAAAGCACCGCUUCAGUUUUUCCGGAUGUACCGACCUGUAGUGAAUAAACAAAAGCCAGGACGUUUCGUGGUCAAAGGUGGGGUGGGAUUCUGGGAGGAUAUGUGGUUGAGAAUCGAAAGGCGAGAGAAGGCCUAGGUCAGUGCGAGGUAUCAUGUGUACACCACGUGAAUGAUAUGGUCCAGAAAUGAACACUCAUGACGUUUGCCAGCUCGUUCAAACUCACUGGUAAGGGAAGCUUGUUGGGAUAUUACACGCUCGUGAAGAACAGGCAUU
This is a messenger RNA of Paraphaeosphaeria sporulosa, 1965 nucleotides long. Its product is annotated as cytochrome P450. The transcript is spliced from 3 exons. NCBI's taxonomy places the organism in Eukaryota, Fungi, Ascomycota, Dothideomycetes, Pleosporales, Didymosphaeriaceae. Gene Ontology annotation, molecular function: monooxygenase activity; heme binding; iron ion binding. Bases 283 to 1827 code for a protein of 514 amino acids. The record is from RefSeq and is a predicted model, not a curated record.